Molecule: messenger RNA, 960 nt
Organism: Sphaeramia orbicularis (orbiculate cardinalfish)
Lineage: Eukaryota; Metazoa; Chordata; Actinopteri; Kurtiformes; Apogonidae
Product: odorant receptor 131-2-like
Exons: 1
Coding region: 1-960 (319 amino acids)
Biological process (GO): detection of chemical stimulus involved in sensory perception of smell; G protein-coupled receptor signaling pathway
Cellular component (GO): membrane
Molecular function (GO): G protein-coupled receptor activity; olfactory receptor activity; odorant binding
Source: RefSeq, a predicted model, not a curated record
AUGUCAUAUGCAGCUGCAGAAACCAACAUAACUGUGGUGCAUCCAUAUUACGCAACAGCAGUGGAAAACGUCAUUACAGCUGUAAUCACCUCAGUAACCAGCUGUGUGUUUCUUUACAUUAACGGAGUGCUGCUUUUCACUUUGCGGAGUAAGCCAAUAUUUUGUGAGACUUCUCGUUACAUUCUUCUGUUUAACCUCCUUUUUGCAGACACUGUACAGAUGGCGCUGAGCCAGUUACUGUACCUUUUGUCAGUUCUCCGAAUAUUAUUAACAUAUCCUCUGUGUGGUUUUCUUGUAAUGCUUGCCAGUCUCACAAAUAACAUCUCUCCUCUAACACUUCUGGUCAUGUCUUUGGAAAGAUAUGUAGCUGUGUGUUACCCACUGAGACACUCUACCAUUAUAAAUGUCUGCAGCACAGCAGGGGCUAUCGCUGUGAUUUGGGCCCUCAGUUCAUUAAACGUCUUUGUUCGAAUUUCUUUGUUGUUACAAUUUCCAUUUGAAGACCUGAAGAGUUUGGAAAUGACACAAACAUGUAGUGUAUUUGUCUUAUAUCUUAUGCCGGUAGUUAUUCAGUAUGACAAAGCCUACACUAGUUUUCUGUUUGUUUCAGCUUUUGUUACAAUUGCUUCCUCUUACAUUGGUGUGACAUUAACAGCCAGGUCGGCCUCCACAGACAAAGCCUCAUCCCUGAAAGUUCGAAACACACUGCUGCUGCAUCUGGUGCAGCUCGGACUCAACCUCCUGUCAACUAUUCACAACAUUAUGCUUAUAGCAAUUUACAAUUUUUUCGAUAUCGUAGUAUUUCAGCAUGUCCAGACUACCUUUUAUGUGUCUAUUAUCCUCCUCCCUAAAUGUCUCAGCUCGCUCAUCUAUGGCCUCAGAGACCAGACCAUCAGACUCCUGUUCAUGUACCACAUUUGUUGUAAAAACAUUGCAGCUCCCCAACCACAAGGAUUCUGA